AUGCAGAAUCCUCUGUCGAUCCCAGGGGGCUGGAACAAAGACACCCCCAGGGACACUCCCGCUGAAGAAAAGAGUAAUCCUGGUGCGUCCUCCCUCCCCUCGCCGUACCUAGCGCUCAUCAUCCCCCUUGCAGUUGACACUGAGUCCGUUCCACGCAGCGGCGUCGGAGUUGUGGGCGAAACCGGAGACGUCGUGGACGAGACCGGAAAGACUGUUGGCGAAAUCACAGACUCCAAGGAUCCCAAGGAGCUUGUAGGCAACACCGUGACGACGGCCGGAGAUGUUGUUAGCACAACUGGAGAUGUCCUCGGCAAAGCGGUGCCCCUAGACGAGGAGCCCAGCGAGUACACCACCACGUCGGCCGAGAAACCCAAGAAAUCCAGUGGCUUCGGUCUGUCGGGACUCAAGUCUGUUUAUAACUCAGUCGACGGCAGCAUGAGGCCCGUCACCAGUCGCCUGGGCUUCGGCAGCAAGUCCGGAGCCAGCAAGUCCGGAGCCAGCAUCACACCUGAAGACAAGUCGGCAUCUCAGGGUGAGGAGACGGAGAAGCAGUUCCGCGAAGCCCAGGGCAAGGGUUCUUCAUCUGAGAUUAACCUCAAAGAUGAGGACCCAGUGCCGUCGGUUACGGGUAAAGAGACUGGAGUCGAGUCCAAGGACAAGCUUACUGAGGUCCCUCCCGAUCCUAUCGAGACAACCAAGGAAGCAGACAUCGAGGCGGAGCAAAGCAACAGCAUCAAGCCAGAUGAUCUCAAGCCCGACGACAGCGUCUCGAGGUUCGAACCCGAAAGCACAUCCGAGAUCCAAAAAGAUAUACCGCCUCUCGAUGAGGUUAAGGAAACCCCAACCACCGACCACACAGAUGUUCCUGAAUCAGACGCACUUAAGUCUGUCGAGGGGACCGAGGUUCCCAAGUCUGAGGUUCCGAAAUCGGAAGUCCCUGAGGGCUCGGAGCUUGAUAAAACCAAGUCUGACGUCCCAAAGUCUGAGGUUCCAGAGUCUGAGGUGCCAAAAUCUGAGGUCCCAGAGGGUGAGGUCCCGAAGUCGGAUGUCCUAGAGGAUGAGGUACCAAAGUCUCAGGUCGAAGGAUCCGAGGUUGCAAAGACUGAGGUUCCAGAGUCUGAGAUUGCGAAGACUGAGGUUCCGGGAUCCGAGGUUCCAGAAUCCGAGGUUGCAAAGACUGAGGUUCCAGAGUCUGAGAUUGCAAAGACUGAGGUUGCAAAGUCUGAAGUCCCCGAGUCUCAGAUCCCCAAGUCUGAGGCCCCACCCUCCGACAUCCAGCCCUCUGAGCUCGCCAAGUCUGAAGUCGCUGGAUCUGAAGCCCCGGGAACAGACAUCCCAGGGACGGAAGCCCCCAAGUCUGUAGUUUCUGGAGUGGAGAUGCCCAAGUCCGAGGCCCCAGAGGGUGAAAUCCCCGAGGCUGAGGUUCCUGAGGGUGAGGUCCCCAAGUCCGAGGCCCCGGAGGGUGAAGCCCCCGAGGAAGAAGCCACGGACGAGCAUAAGCUGGACUUUGCCGCCCUCGAAGGCUGCGUCGUUAACAAAGGCGGCAACCUCAUCAACGACAAAGGAGAGCUCAUCGGCCGCGUCGUCGAAGGCGAGGUGAAGCAGCUCAUCGGAAAGAAGGCAGACGCAGACGGAGUCAUCUGGAAUGACGCCGGCAAGGCCGUUGGCAAAGGAGAGCCUCUCCCCGACAAUGAGCGAGAGGACCUCAAGGACUUUGCCCCCUUUGAGAACUUCCCCGGAGCUGUCGUCGAGGCGGAUGGCCGCGUCCUUUUUGAGGGCAAGCAGGUCGGCCAGGUUAUUGAAGGCGACCCCAAGCGCCUCAAGGGCAGCAAGGUUGACGAGGACGGAGAUAUUCUGGACCGUCGAGGCAACGUCAUCGGCAAAGCGGAGGCCUGGGAUGAGCCUGAAGAGGAAGCUGCUCCUGAAAUCGACUACUCUAUCCUCGCCGGCAAGCGCGUUAACAAGGCCGGCAACGUGGUUGGAGACGACGGGAUGCUCUAUGGCCGUGUCAUUGAAGGACACAUCGGCUCACUCGUAGGCCGCAUGUGCGACAAAGACGGCAAUGUCAGGAGUGAGUCCGGAGAGGCCAUCGGCCGAGUGGAACUUGUGCCCGAGGAUCAGCGCCAAGGCACUCGUGAUGGACCAUUCGCCGACCUCGUUGGCUGCACUGUUGUCCAUGACGGGAAGAUUGCUACUUCUACCGGCGAAAUCGUGGGUCGAUUGAUCGAGGGCGACGCCAAGGCCCUCUACGGCCGCCCUAUUGACGAGGACGGCGAUAUCCUCGACCGCAAUGGCAACACUAUUGGCAAGGCUGAGCGCUGGGAGGAGCCCGAAGCUGAACCCACGCCGGAGAUUGACUACUCUAUCCUCUCCGGCAAACGAGUCAACAAAGCCGGCAACGUGGUCGGCUCUAACGGAGAGCUGUACGGCCGUGUUAUUGAGGGACACAUUGGCUCUCUCGUCGGCCGCAUGUGCGACAAAGAAGGCAAUAUCAGGAGCGAGUCUGGCGACAUCAUUGGUCGCGCAGAGCUCGUUCCAGAAGACCAGCGUGAGGCAACUCGUGAUGGCCCGUUUGCCGAUCUCGACGGCUGCACCGUUGCUCGUGACGGAAAGGUUGCUACCUCUUCUGGCGAGAUUGUUGGUCGCUUGACCGAAGGCGACGCCAAAGCUCUCUACGGCCGCCCUGUUGAUGAAGAUGGAGACAUCCUCGAUCGCAACGGCAACGUUAUUGGAAAGGCCGAGCGCUGGGAGGAGCCUGAAGCAGAACCCGAGGCCGCGAUUGACUACUCUAGCCUGUCUGGCAAGCGAGUCAACAAGGCCGGCAAUGUCGUCGGAUCAAACGGAGACAUCUACGGUCGCGUGGUUGAGGGCCACAUCGGCUCCGUUAUUGGCCGCAUGUGUGAUAAGGACGGAAACAUCAGGAGCGAGUCUGGUGAGAUUAUCGGUCGCGCAGAGCUCGUACCAGAGGGUCAACGCGAGGGUACUCGCGACGGGCCUUUUGCUGAGCUCGUCGGCUGCACCGUCACAAAGGAGGGCAAGGUCAUCACAGCUACGGGCGAUGUCGUGGGACGCUUAGUGUCCGGCGACCCCAAAGUUCUCUACGGCCGUGCUGUCGAUGAGGAUGGAGACAUUCUCGACAAAAACGGCAACGUUAUCGGCAAGGCGGAGCGUUGGGAAGAGGACGUGGUGGAGAAGAAGAAGGAUCCUCUCGCUGGCCGACGAGUGAACCGCGAGGGUAACGUGGUCGACGAGGAUGGAAACAUCAUCGGAAAGCUCACCAGCGGCGACCUCUUCAUCUGCUCGGGCAAGGAGGUCGACGAGGACGGUGAUGUCGUCAACCAAAAGGGCGAGAGCAUCGGUCACGUCUCUCGCCUCGAGGACAUUCCCCCCGAGCCCGAGGCAGAACCUGAGCCAGAGCCCGAGACAGAAACGCCUGAAGAAAAGGAAGCGCGGGAGCAGCUCGAAAAGGACGUCAAGCUCGCCGGCCAGAUCGCGGCAUGCGUUGAGCAGACUCUGGACAAGAUCCGGCCCAUCUGCAAGAUGAUCACCGACAAGGUCGACACGGCCGAGCGCACGCCCAAGGACGAGCUGGACGAGGAGGAGCUCGUCAGGCAGGUCAAGCCGCUGAUCGAGGAGGGCGGCAAGAUCCUCACCGAGGUCAACGGCGCAAUCCGUGGGCUCGAUCCUGACGGCCGCAUCCAGCGCAACGCCAAGGCCAAGGCGGCCUCGCGAGAGGCUACGCCGGAGGAGGCUCAUCUCGCCGAGGUGUUGAAGGAGCUCACCGGCACCAUCACCACGUGCAUCGACAACGCCAAGAAGAAGAUCGACGGCAUGCCUCACGCCAAGGAGGAGCUCAACCCGCUCUGGGGCCUCCUCGCAGAGCCGCUGUUCCAGAUCCUGGCCGCCGUGGGCCUCCUGCUCAACGGCGUGCUCGGCCUCGUCGGACGCCUGUUGAGCAUUGUGGGCCUGGGCGGUUUGGUCGACGCCAUCCUGGGAGGACUGGGCGUCAACAAGAUCCUCAAGAGUCUUGGCCUGGGGAGUGCCAUUACGGCGUUGACCGGGAAGAAGGAGAAGAAGAAGUAA
Ilyonectria robusta is the source of this 4083-nucleotide messenger RNA. RefSeq lists its product as uncharacterized. The coding region runs from base 1 to 4083 and encodes 1360 amino acids. Lineage: Eukaryota; Fungi; Ascomycota; Sordariomycetes; Hypocreales; Nectriaceae. The record is from RefSeq and is a predicted model, not a curated record. The transcript has 3 exons.